Molecule: messenger RNA, 2086 nt
Organism: Carassius auratus (goldfish)
Lineage: Eukaryota; Metazoa; Chordata; Actinopteri; Cypriniformes; Cyprinidae
Gene: yipf3
Product: Yip1 domain family, member 3
Exons: 9
Coding region: 191-1222 (343 amino acids)
Cellular component (GO): Golgi apparatus
Source: RefSeq, a predicted model, not a curated record
AGCGUCAGACAUUUCCUCGUCAUUACGUCAAAAUUUUACCCCAGUGCUUUACAGCUGGAAAAACAAUCCGCAUAAACCUUUGUAUUGCUAAACAACGAUGAGCACCAGAAUCAAAUUAUAGACAGUAGCAUCUGUAAAUUCUUUUAGCGAAUCUCUCUGAUUGUAUUCUUGUACCUGUUAACGUUAAACAAUGUCCGCGUCACAAGGAAGCACAAACACGAACACGGAACCGUGGGGCAGUUUUGAUGACAACAUCAUCAUCCAGGGCAGCGGCUCGGCGGUGAUCGACAUGGAGAACAUGGACGACACGUCUGGCUCCAGCUUUGAGGAUAUGGGCGAGAUCCAUCAGCGUUUGAAGGAGGAGGAGGAGGUGACGGCCGAGGCAGCAGCGACGGAGGAGGACAACGGAGAGGACGGAGAGUUCCUGGGGAUGAAGGGCUUGAAGGGACAGCUGGGGAGACAGGUGGCCGAUGAGGUAUGGCAGGCAGGAAAAAGACAGGCCUCAAAAGCAUUUAACCUCUACGCCAACAUUGACAUUCUCCGGCCGUACUUUGACGUGGAGCCGAAUCAAGUCAGAAACAGGUUGGUCGAAUCCUUGAUCCCAGUCCGGAUGAUCAACUUUCCACAGAAAGUUGCUGGCGAGCUGUACGGACCAAUGAUGCUGGUGUUCACGAUGGUGGCUAUUCUGCUCCAUGGCAUGAAGACAUCAGGAACUGUUAUUAGAGAGGGCACACUGAUGGGAACUGCCAUAGGAACCUGCUUCGGAUACUGGCUGGGAGUGUCCUCCUUCAUUUAUUUCCUUGCUUACCUGUGCAACGCUCAGAUUACCAUGCUGCAGAUGUUGUCUUUGCUAGGUUACGGUCUCUUUGGCCACUGCAUGGUCCUUUUCAUCACUUACAAUGUCCACUUCCACUCGCUCUUCUACAUUCUCUGGCUGGUGAUCGGAGGACUGUCUACUCUACGCAUGGUGGCUGUGCUGAUCUCCCGAACGGUUGGUCAGACUCCUCGCCUCAUCUUGUGUGGGACCCUGGCUGCUCUUCACAUGCUCUUUCUGCUCUACCUGCACUUUGCGUACCAUAAGAUGGUGGAAGGUAUCCUGGACACCUUGGAAGGACCCAACAUCCCACCCAUCCAGAGAGUGGCCAGAGAUGUGCCUGUUGUUGCAAAUGCUGUUGUUAACGCCACCAUCAAGUCAAUAUCUGCAGUUUUACAGUCUCAGUGAUUAUGUAUUUGUCUGGGACUGGUCACACAGUCCAGUGAGGCUGGUGUAUACAUAUGUAGGGUCAGGGCCAAACAAAAUCAUGGGGCAGUCUCUGUUGAGCUCAGUUUGUAUCUCAUCUGUUGUUCCUGAAGCUGUCGUACAGAACUAAAAGGAUGUUCUUCGGUCUAGACAGCUUCACUUAAUUUUGGCUCAUGUUAUUAUGAGACACACACUAUCCUAUUCACUCUACACUUGUCUUACUCAUUUUUUGCUAAGGGUUACAGUCUAUAUGAUCUGCUAAUAUUAGAAUGGUUCGUUCAGAAUAUGUAUGGAUCCCUUAAGGAUGCUGAUACUAAUAAUUAUUCUUCCAAAACCCUGUUGACAUUAAAUGCAGCUGGAUGUUUGCGCUCUGUGAGAGUGCACUGAUUUGCCUCAUAAACGGUCUCCGUUACUGAGUGACAUCACACAACACUUCUGUUUUUUAUCUAGUUGCAUUUUUUAUUUGCAUUUUUUUGAUAUUUCCACAGUUGCGAAGGAAGUCUUUUAUCGAGAGUCGAUAGAGAAAUCUUGAUGGGAAGGCAAAGUGCAUUAAAAUACAGAAAUGCAAUGAUGUCUUAUUUGAAGAUGAGAAAGAUUGUUAUGUUGCAUGCAAUAUUUUUUUUUUUUCCUUAUCCAUAUUUAACCAGCCAUUGUGGUGCAGUCUGAUUCAUGCUAUUUAAAGCUAUGGUUGGGAUUGAGGGUUUCCUGCUAUCUCAUUAUGUUGUCUUCUACAUGUGAGCUUCUUAUUUAAAGGGUUCUUGUAAAGAGAAAAUAAAGAAACACUGUUGUCCUAAUUUGUGUUGUUUAAAACUUGAAAUAUACUCCAAUUAAAGCGAUUAAACAAUG